Neohortaea acidophila is the source of this 1696-nucleotide messenger RNA. RefSeq lists its product as uncharacterized. Lineage: Eukaryota; Fungi; Ascomycota; Dothideomycetes; Mycosphaerellales; Teratosphaeriaceae. The record is from RefSeq and is a predicted model, not a curated record. Bases 208 to 1215 code for a protein of 335 amino acids. The transcript has 4 exons.
UCUUCCGUCUUGACACUGAAGCUACAAGAUCCACAGGUGAGGUGAUGUUAAGCCUUGACCGACGUGGCGGUGCGAGGAAUCGGUGGGGCUGCCCACGGCGACCGUCUUCCGCGGUUAACGAGUAUCACGCAACACUCUACUUAUAUCCUUUCCAUAUUGGCCACAACAUCUUGACCUAUAGCUCGUCUACUCUUACAUCAAUUGACAAUGGCCAGCACCGCACAACCGCCCAACGGCAUCGUCCUCUUCCACUACGAGCGCUCGCCAUACGCCAGAAGAGUGCGAUGGUACCUCGCCUUUCGCCGCAUCGCAUAUGCAGAAUGCAUUCAACCGUCUAUCAUGCCCCGGCCGGAUCUCAAGGCUCUCGGGAUCAAGUAUCGUCGAACGCCUAGUAUGGCCGUUGGGCGGGAUGUAUACCUUGAUACGCGGAUGAUAAUCCACCGACUCGAACAGCUCUUCCCGGCCUCAGACCAACACCCAGCAUUCUCAACCCCAGAAACGGCGGGCCUCGCCUCGCUAUUGAACAAACUAGUGAUAGACGCCAGCCUCUUCAAUCACGCUGUUACCAUCCUGCCCGACAACCCGAAUAUCCGGAGCGAAGCUUUCCACAAGGACCGCGCGGGCUUCUACGGCCCGAACUGGACGCUGGAGGACGCGAUGAAGUCGCGACCUGAGGGGUUGGUGCACGUCAGGGAGUGUUUUGGCAUUCUGGAAUCGCUUUUGCACGAUUCGAGGAAGUGGAUUGGUGCCACUGAGAAGCCUUCGCUGGCAGAUCUGGAAGGUUUCUGGGCUAUUGAAUGGAUCAUCACAAGUCUCACGCCGCCGCGCGACAUCAUCUCCGAGGAGAUUUUCCCUAAAGUGUACAGCUGGCACCAGCGCUUUUCACAAGCAUUAGAAGAGGCAAAGGCAGCUGCACCGCAGCCCGUCACGUUGGAGAGCGCAGUGGCUGUGCCGGCGAUUCUGGGCGCGGCGUUUACGGACAAAGACUUGAAUAUCGAUGGUAACGAUCCGACGGGCCUCACUAACGGCGCGGCUGUGGAACUCUUCCCUAUUGAUGGUGGCGGGUUCACGCACCAGGAUGUUGGACGGCUGGUUAAGUUGACGAAGGACGAGGUGGGGAUUUCUGUCAAGGCUGAAGGUGAUGGAACGGAGGUUCGUUUGCAUGCGCCGCGGUGGGGAUUCAAGGUGCAGGCUGUGAGUGAGUCGAGGCUGUAGGGUACAUGUAGCUGUAGGAGGAACGCAUGUAGCUGUACUAGGAACGUGAGUCGUGGCACAAGGCUGCACGUGAACGGUCACGUGAGCGAAACAGCCGAAUCUGGGGCAGAGGGAGAUGAAGCGAAGUACCUCCACAUCUACAUCCACAACAAACAUCUCUUGAACGCAACACUGCCAGCCAUUGCUGCCUCCCAAGCGGUUCCAACCCUAAGUAGGCCAAACAGUAGCAAGAAGUCCCGUGCCUGAUAUUCAUGCCCAACCGGGUGGUCAGGGCAAGGUAAGCAAGGUAAGGUAGUGUUGGGCAUCAAUGCAUCCACGUUGCCACCUUCUCCUCCACCAAUCUCAGCGCGGCAUCGUACGCAGAUGCGUGUCAUCGCGCGAUUCCUUCCACCUGAUCAUGGACGCAUGCCUUUUGGAAAGACGCGCAGAAUGAACACAUACACCAGAUGUAUCCCCUCACUGUGCCUGCUUGCCUCCCUCU